CCUUCCUGUGACAUCAGCAGUAAACAGGAAGCUAUAAAUACAGGAAGUGAGGGCACACUUCCUCCUUUUGUUCCUGAAACACAGGUAAAUAAGGUGAGUUCAAACAAAGUAAAGUGGACAAACUAACAGUUGAAAUAAAUAAAAUGUUAACUUAAUAAACUUGUCAAAGAUGAUUUAAACCAAGAUGUUAUACUAAGUAAUCUUUAAAAGUGCAAAGCAUAAACAAAUCUGGGAUAGUAAAUGUUUGCAAACUACAGAAUAAGUUUAAAUAAACUAAUCAAAAAAAGAAUGUUAACUAAGAAUAACACGCCUAAAAUCUGGGCAAAUGGUGUUCUCACCCACUUUGUCACAAGAAGAGAGGUUAGAUUUAGGACUGCUCAGUGGGAUGUGAUAAACUGGAAGGCUGCAUGAAAAUCCUCUGCGGUUUAGUGCAGGAUAAACAGGUUAGUUCGCUGUGAUGGAUUUAAAGUAACAAACAGUGUGUGACUGGUGCACAGUGGCUGUGGCUUCAUGGUCAGAGUUGGGUUACCUCAAUUGUAGCAGAGAUUCAUGGUUUUUCAGAUGAUGAUGCUUAGAUUUAUUCGCUCUUACGUUCAUAUCAAAGUUUGUGUUUUGGGGUUUUUUGUGUUGUUGUUGUUGUUGUUGUUUUAAAAUGUGCGCGUUUGCUUUCCUUGAGUUCAAUACGGUAUUUUCAUCAAUUGCGCAAUGCACAGCAAAACGAAAAUAUGAAGAUGAACACAGGCCAUUUUUAACAGAGUGGGAGAGUUUAUAUUUUUUUGUUGAACGCAAUGGCAAGCCAUUCUGUCUUAUGUGUCAGACAUCAUUAGCGCAUUUCAAAGCUUUAAAUCUUUAGCGCCACUUCAGCUCACUCCGUGCUAACAUUGACCGGGAAUUCCAAAAGGGACUGAACUUCGCAAGCACGAGUUUGCCACUUUGAAAAGUCAGGUAGAAAAGCAGAUACAGUUUUUCAAAAAGUUUACGAAGCGGUCAGAGACCAUAACGCUCGCAUCCUAUCAGCUGGCUUGGAACAUUGCACGGGCUAAAAAGCCAUACAAUGAAGGGAAGUGCGUUAAAAAAUGCCUCAGUGACGUUGUUGAAAUUUUGUCUCCUGAAAACAACAACCUAAAAAGCAUGGUGUCAGACGUCCAACUGUCCCGCCACACUGUUGAACACAGAAUGUCGGACAUUAACACGGCUAUUGAAUCACAGUUGCACUCUGACCUUCAAGCAUAUAACGUCAUGAAGCCUGUGAUGGAAAUCGUCAACUACAUCCGCACUCAUGCACUUAACCACAGGCAAUUCAAGAAUCUCAUCGCUGAGCUGGACCAAGGGCUUCCAGGUGACCUGCCGCUGCACUGCACUGUGAGGUGGCUGUCAAAAGGCCAGGUACUCUCUCGCUUCUUUGAGCUUUUGGAUGCCGUGAAACUGUUUAUGGAAGAGAAGGACAAGGACUAUCCCGAGCUCUCGCACCUCAAGUGGAUUAUGGAUCUGGCCUUUUUGGUCGACAUGCUGUGUCACUUGGACAGACUGAACCUGACCCUGCAGGGUAAGUUAAAAAUGCUGCAAAGUGUGUGCACCAAACUGAAGCUGUUCAAGAUGCAUAAUCAAAAGGGAGAUUUAACGCAUUUUCCCGCUCUGCUAAAAGCCAGCAGGCAAGUCGCCAGCGCCGCCCUGAGUAAGCAAAGAGCCAGAUAUGCAACGCUGGUUGAAAACUUGCACGAAAGCUUCGUGACCCGGUUCCAUGAUCUACAAUUGAAAAGGCCACAGAUUACGUUUCUCGUCAACGCAUUUAAUGCAGACACGGGCUGUUUGAAAGUCCCGCUAGUCACAGAUGAAGCUGCGGCUGAGUUGGAGUUGAUAGAUCCUUGUGAGGAGGACCAAUUUAGACCAUUGAGUUCUGGAAAAGUGUCCCAAUGGAAAAAUAUCCCAAUGUCAAAUGGGCUGCGCUUAAGAUACCGUCAAUGUUUGGGUCAACAUACUUCUGCGAGUUUUCUCUACCCUGAAACAUGUGAAAUCCAAGCAUCGAUCUGUUCGGACUGACACUCAUGUGAAAGAAUUGCGUCGAGUGACAACGACGGAAUACAAGCCAGAUCUGAAGAGGACUGUUCAAGGCAAGGAUUGCCAGAUUUCCCAAUAAACAUCAUGCAUUGUAAAAGAAAAAUGCUAUUGUAGAUUAUUAUAUUUUUGUUUGUGGACUUGGUUGAACUGAGAGUUUGUGUGUGUGUGAGACAGUGCACACAAUGUUCAUUGUUGAAAGUGACUGGCGUGUGGUUUUAGUACUGUAGGAGUCCAUUUCUGUCAUCAUGUUGGUGUGUGACAUUUACAAUAAAUCUGACUGAGCAGAGAUGUGUGUAUUUUGUGUGUGUGUGUGUGAGAGAGAGAGGAAAGGAUGGGUGAUGCCCAUGUGUGCCCAUGUGUAUGAUGGGGCUCUUUGUGGUAACACAGUAAAAAAAAAAAAAAAGUGGCUCUUGGUCUCUGACUGGUUGGCCGCCCCUGAUCUAGAAAAACACAGCAUAAAGUCAGUGUAGAGGAUGGAAAUCAGCCAGAACAACACAUGACAUUUUGCAAAUCUACAAAGAGCAACAGGUCAGCUGAUCACAGCCUAUACACAAAGAAAAUCUACUGGAGCUCACAAUAGAAAUUAUUGUUAUGAGUUAUGAUUCUUUUCCUCAUACUGAGCCUCUACAACUAAUUUAAGGGUUCCUCCACUUGCUGAAUCCCACUUUAACCCCUAACUAUAUAUAUAUUCCUGUUUAGAAGCAACGUCACCCUCUACAAUGUAGGCAACAGAAAAUAGAUAAUUUUAUUUUCAUUCUUCAGAUUCAAGCAGAGUAUAAGUAGAAUAAAAAAGGUUUGUAUUUCCAUCUACUGAUAUUAUUUUAUCGUUACAUUAACAUAGUACAAGGUCCAGUUAGCUCUGUACAAAAAUAGAGACAUCCUCCAAAGGGCUACUUUUUACUUUCUUGCUUUGAGGACAUUUCCGAGCCUAUACUUUCUUAUUUGUACUUGCAUAAAUAACAUGAAUCAGUACCUGAACUUUUACUGGUGUAUUUUUUAACAGUAUUUGUACUUCUACAGCACAGAAAGUCUGUACUUUUGCCAACUCUGGUUAUCUGUGAUCUUAACUAGGUUAUUAUUUGUUAUCAAAUCAGAAUUAGAGGCAUUCUAUACCCCAACAAGACACUGACCAAUAUGUUUUAUUUCUACGAGGGUUGAUUUUGUGGAACUAAAAAAGAUAACCAGCGGCCAACUUUCUGAAUAAAUGAUAAACAGCAGUAUGUAAAUGUUAAGUUCACUAUUAUUAGUGCAAUGAUGUUGAAUAAUAUUGCUGAAACCCAUUUUCAACCUGUCUUGCUGAAUUGAAACUAAAUGCUAUAUCAGUCUGAGUGCAUUUUUCGUCAGAGCUGGGCUUGAAAUCAACCUUGUUUGAAGUGAUAAUGAUAGCAUUGAAUUCUCGAUAGUGAAAUCAUAACGUUUUACUUACUGAACAGGUUCUGUCUGGAUAUAUAGUCAGGGUUUUGGCACCAGUGGUGGUACGAAUAAGUAUUUUUGACAUUGUUCUCUUAAUUUCAACAAUGAGGCAAUCUGCAUGAAAGGCAUGCCAUGCCCAAGACUCAUAUGAGAGCAGACCACAGGAGGGAAACAGAAACUGUGUUCUUCCUUUGUGAGGAAAAGAGAAAAAUAAUUGUUUCUGGCACCUUUUUCUGCCAGACGAGUCAUGUCUUUUGCCAAGCUGUUGCCUCUGGUAGUGAGGCAAUUUCCUCUGUCUUUUUAAUGUAGCUGCCAUGCGUGCAGUUUUUCUUUCACAGAUUUAUUUCUGGAUCCCCUCGCUGUGAUAAACAAAUGAGCGCUGCUGGUCAUCGGCUUAUGAUUGUUCUCCAUUAUGAGUUCACUUUGAUAUUUCGGUAUACACUACUGGUUGUGCAUAUGGCUACGAUUCCAUAAUUGUGUUAAACUUUAAUAUGUAGCAAUUCUUACUGCAGUCCUCUUAUGUUGCCAAAUAUAGUAUAUUCAAACCACUGCACUGUGUAAAUUUUUGAACUGUUUGACACAUGGCUCAUUUUUACAGCAUCCCUUGGGUUAUUUAGACACCUGCUGGAUUCAAAUGAACCCAAGGAAUGGAAAUGUAGUCAUUAACAUACUGAUUCAGAUACAAGGUGGUAGUAAGACAUCAACUCCCCUCCUUUCACUGACCAAAUAUAGCAACGUUAAUUUAAAAACUAAAACGGAAAGACACAAUGGCUGUCAUCUGCAUCAAGAUUUUCAUACUUAACUGUAACUAAAAAACAAACAAACAAAAAACUAAACUAAAAUUAG
Molecule: messenger RNA, 4317 nt
Organism: Haplochromis burtoni (Burton's mouthbrooder)
Lineage: Eukaryota; Metazoa; Chordata; Actinopteri; Cichliformes; Cichlidae
Product: general transcription factor II-I repeat domain-containing protein 2A-like
Exons: 2
Coding region: 1132-2040 (302 amino acids)
Source: RefSeq, a predicted model, not a curated record